AUGGAGGACCUUGUCCAGCACGUCGCUCCACGUUCAUACGACACAAAUUCCACGUACGGAUCUAAUACAACCUACAUUUAUGAAUACUCGAGAGGACUGGGUGGAGUCGACGUUCCUCGAGAUGUGCUGCUCACCCGAAUCAUCUACUCCACCGCUUUGGCUGUGGCUUUCAUCAUCUUCUGCGGUCGAGUAGGUCAGAUCAGUCAUGCUUACCUUCGCCUUAUCGCGUCUCUGGGUGCAAGCAGAAGACAGCAAACAUUCUGGAGUUUGGAGGAAUCAUCGCUAUGGGCGAAGUUGAAGAAACACGUUCUAUACGCCCCGCUGGGUAGUAAGAGGCAUAACAGGGAGAUCCAGUUGUCGUCUGCUCUCAACAUGGGUACCUUGCCGUCAAGAUUUCAAGGGAUCUUGAUAUUGCUGUAUUUUGCAAGUCAGAUCGCUUACUGUGUCCUUCUGGAUUAUUCGGUCAAUGCCAAGGCAGCUCUGGUUGCUGAGCUUCGCGGGAGGUCUGGAACGCUGGCCGUCCUGAAUAUGGUACCUCUCUUCCUCCUUGCUGGCCGCAAUAAUCCUUUGAUUCCACUGCUGCACGUUAGUUUCGACACAUACAAUCUCCUCCACCGGUGGCUGGGCCGUAUCGUCGUGAUCGAGAGUGUGGUGCACACAGCCGCUUGGGCAGUCAAUGCAUGCGAUGAACAAGAUUUCUCACACAUGCUGGAACGGUUGCGCACUACUCCUUUCUUCUCAUGGGGCCUAUGUGGUACUUGUGCAAUGGCGUUUCUCUGUCUUCAUUCCCCAUCUCCAAUCCGACACGCUUUCUACGAAACUUUCCUGCAUCUGCACCAGCUCGCUGCCUUCCUGGCUUUCCUGGGCGUCUACAUGCACUUGAACAUCGACAGCUUGCCUCAGAAGCCCUGGCUUCUGGCGAUUGCCGUCUUAUGGCUUCUUGAACGAACUGCCCGAUUGCUCCGACUUUUAUACCUCAAUUUCUCCAUGAAGAACGGAGUCACCAAGCUCGCUGUCGAAGCUUUGCCCGGUGAGGCAUGUCGAGUAACCUUUCACCUCCCCAAGCGCGUCCGUAUCAGUCCUGGCUGUCAUGUGUACGCCUACAUUCCCAGCGUCGCGAUGUGGAUGUCCCACCCAUUUUCAGUCGCUUGGGUCGACCCAUGCAAUGCCGUCACCCCAUACACAUCUUCGAAAACCAUGACCCGAAGCCAUUCUACUUCCUCAUCUCUAGACCCAUCGCUCCUUGAAAAGCAACCAGCAGGUCUGGACGAAUACAUGGAAGGCAACCAACAACCCACCUCUGUUUCCCUCAUUGUCGGAGCACGCCAAGGCAUGACCCGCAGACUGUACAACGCUGCUCUCGCCUCCCCCAACCAAACCCUCUUCACAUCAGGCUACAUCGAGGGACCCUACGCUUCCCACGCCACCAACAUGGGCAGCUACGGCACUGCCGUCCUCUUCUCCGCCGGUGCCGGCAUCACCCACCACAUGCUCUUCGUCCGCGAUCUCAUCCUCCGCGCCUCCGAAGGCCGCGUCGCAACCCAGAAAGUCUACCUCAUCUGGUCCGUCCGCAACACAGACCACCUCACCUGGGUACACGAGUACAUGGACCAAAUCCUCCGCCUCCCCAACCGCCGCGACAUCCUCACCAUCAAACUCUUUGUCUCCAAACCAAAAAGCAGUCGCGAGAUCGUCUCCCCGUCCGCUACCGUGCAAAUGUUCCCCGGACGAUGUCGGCCAGACGUUGUUCUCAACGAGAUCAUACCGCAACGCGUCGGCGCGACGAUCGUCUCUGUCUGUGGGCCUGGUGCUUUUGCGGAUGAGGUGCGCGCGGCUGCGAGGUCUAAUAUCGGGAUAGGGGCUGUUGUGGAUUUUGCCGAGGAGGCUUUUACUUGGUAG
Aspergillus wentii DTO 134E9 is the source of this 1899-nucleotide messenger RNA. RefSeq names its product ferric reductase family protein. NCBI's taxonomy places the organism in Eukaryota, Fungi, Ascomycota, Eurotiomycetes, Eurotiales, Aspergillaceae. The transcript has a single exon. Gene Ontology annotation, molecular function: ferric-chelate reductase activity. Gene Ontology annotation, biological process: intracellular iron ion homeostasis; iron ion transport; copper ion import. The record is from RefSeq and is a predicted model, not a curated record. The coding region runs from base 1 to 1899 and encodes 632 amino acids. Gene Ontology annotation, cellular component: plasma membrane.